CCGGGGGUCAUCGGGAUCCGAUUGUCCCGAAAGGGGGAUCGAUAUUUCGCCGUUUAUUUCGACGCCGUCAGCCGUUGCUACGUUUUUCCCCUCUCUCGAUUCCCCCUCUCUCUCUUGUCUCGUUUCUCGUUCUCGUUCUCCACCAUCGAUGAUACGACUCGUUUCUCGUUUCGAGCGCGCGGCGAGAAUAAACGACUGGAAAAAGACGGGUCGGCGACGAUCUGCGAAUAUCGCGCGUCCUAAGACCGAGCGGGACUCGGUCGACGGAUUUAACCCCACGACCCCCACGUCAUAAUGACGUGCCGCGCGUUAUCGCCGUGCGAGCUCGAGUUCUGACGCGCCGCUGUCAGUGCCAAUGAUACGUCACUUUGAGGGUUGAGCCUGGGUUGAGCGCGGUCUGUAUGUGCGGAUAAAAGUAUAUAGUCCCACGAUGUGGUCCUUCUUCUCGAGAGAUCCCGCCAAGGAUUUCCCGUACGAUAUCGGGGAGCCUAUCCCAGGUUUGGAGACCAAGAGUAUUUGGACAAUACACAGGGCUAAGAGAAAGGGCACCACGAUGGGCGAGGAUGUUUCGGUUUUCGUCUUUGACGUUAAAAACGGAGGAGAGAAGCAGCUGGACAUUGCCCGCGCGGCUGUGAAAAGACUCAAGACGCUUAGACAUCCGAGUAUACUUGCGUAUCUUGACAGUCUCGAGACUGACAAAAUGGUUUACUUAGCCACAGAGCGCGUGGAGCCGUUGUAUAAUCGCUUAAUCGAAAUGCAAAAAUGCAAUUCCGAGAAUGAGUCUAAGAAGGAAUUGUACUUCUCCUGGGGCAUAUUUCAAAUUACGAGGGCACUUAACUUCUUAAAUAACGACGGGAAUUUACGGCAUAAUAAUGUCAAUCUGUGGACAGUGUUCGUUAACGAAGAGAGCGGCGAAUGGAAACUCGGUGGAGUUGAAUACAUGACAGCUGUGGAUGCAUCGUACAAUUUUUUGCCUUCUACUUUCCAAGUGUAUCAACCGCCAGAGGCUAAGGAAUGCACAAAACCCGCGACUAAAUGCUCAGUUGACAUGUGGGGACUUGGAUGUCUGAUUUGGGAAACAUACAAUGGCAUAUUUAAUAAUACUUCGCAACUUAAGGUCACAGGUCAAAUUCCGAAGCAAAUAAUAACAGUGUAUCGAGAGCUAGUAGGGACUAAUCCAGAAGGAAGACCAAAUCCCGCGGACGUGAUAGCGCGUUGUCGCAGUAACGGCGGCUUCUUUAAGAACAAUCUUGUUGACGCUCUUUUGUUCCUGGAGGAGAUCCAGAUGAAGGAAAGGGGCGAGAAAGGACGAUUCUUCUCGCAAUUAGCGGCACAAUUGGAUUCGUUUCCCGAAGGUGUCGGCAGGUACAAGAUCUUGCCGCAAUUAUUAGCCGCUUUCGAAUUCGGGGACGCCGGAAGCGCUGUGUUACCACCGUUAUUGCAGCUGGGUUCUCAGUUACCUGACGCUGAGUAUCAGCGUCGCGUGGUGCCCUGUGUUGUUAAGUUAUUCGCAUCGAACGACAGAGCGACGAGAUUACGAUUGCUGCAACAAUUGGACCGAUUCGUCGAUCACUUGCAAUCGGCUACCGUUAACGAAGCUAUUUUUCCCCAGGUAGCAAGGGGCUUCCUCGACACAAACCCGGCAAUCAGGGAAGAAACGAUAAGAUCGGUCGUACAUUUAGCACCAAAGUUAGAUUAUAAUAAUCUUAAUGUCGAGACUUUAAGAUACUUUGCAAAACUUCAGUCGAAAGACGAGCAAGGCGGUAUUCGCACAAAUACCACAGUUUGCCUUGGAAAAAUUGCUCAACAUCUUCAUCCUCAGAUAAGGCAGAAGGUAUUGAUUGGCGCGUUUAUCCGUGGAACUCGCGAUUCUUUUCCGCCAGCCAGAAUUGCCAGUAUACUGGCUCUGGCCGCAACGCAGCAAUAUUUCCUGCUACAGGAGGUCGCAAAUCGCAUUUUACCGGCUCUAUGUCCACUUACCACGGACGUGGACAAAGGUGUACGAGACAAUGCAUUCCGUAUCAUCCGAGGUUUUUUAUCAAAGCUUGAGACGGUCUCUGAAGAUCCCGGUCUUCGCGAAUCAAUGGAGGCGGAUGUGAAUACUGCAACACCCAGUCUCAGCAAUGCCGCGGCGACAUGGGCCGGAUGGGCCGUUACAGCAGUUACGGCGAAAUUCUAUCGCAGCCAGUCAGACACGCCAAAAUCAUCCAAUGCUCAUAGCACAUCUAGGAUCUUGUUAAAUAAACCCGCUUCCUUAGAACAAGCCAGCAGCUCCCAGAGCAGCGCUAGCACUACUGCCACGACGAGCAGCGCGACAAGCAUGACUUCCCUCGAUCCCGAUCACGAGCACGAUACGCAAAACACUCAAAAUACAAAUUCCGAUUGCGAUUGGGAUUGCUGGGACGCCGAUAAUUGGGGGGACAUGGAGCAGCAAUCCACCACUACACCAUCGAUGCCAUUGAAUCCAGCCAGUAGUAUAUCACCGUCCGGCCAUUCCCCUAAGGCUAAUGAACAGUGGACCAGCCUUGAGGAAGAACCGGAAGAAGAAACAACCCAAGGUGUUCAAGACAAAAACGAUUCUUCCGAAGUAGGAUGGGAAGAUUCGGAGUUUCAGUCUCUCGAAGAUGUUCCCUUAGAGCCCUUAGAGCAACCAAGCGUUCCUAGUGGAAACAAUAAAUACGAAGAAGCAAGAAGGAAGAGAGAAGAGCGCAAGUUGGCCAGACAAAGGCAGAUGGAGGCGAAACGAGCGGUGAAAUUACGAGCCAGUCCAGCUGCGAAGAAGAUUUAAGCGAAUCAAGUAAAUGCUCCGUAUGUUAAUCAUUCUAUUGUACAUUAAGCAAAUUAAAUAUUACAAGUAAUAUGAUGAAAGUAUUUUCUGUAAAUUUUAUCUAAUGUAAGAAAGAAGUUAAUCCAAAAA
Molecule: messenger RNA, 2917 nt
Organism: Temnothorax curvispinosus
Lineage: Eukaryota; Metazoa; Arthropoda; Insecta; Hymenoptera; Formicidae
Gene: yata
Product: N-terminal kinase-like protein
Exons: 13
Coding region: 431-2788 (785 amino acids)
Biological process (GO): protein phosphorylation
Molecular function (GO): ATP binding; protein kinase activity
Source: RefSeq, a predicted model, not a curated record